AUGAUGAGCAACGAGACUAUCGAUCCACAAGCAAGUGGCCAUUCCCUCUGGGAGGGGGAGUCCAUGCUCCAUCAAAAAAGGUCAACUGCAUCAGAUGAGAGAAAGCUUCGGUACUUUGACGAAAAGAACAUCUUCAGCGUUGUCUUUUUUAUUUGGAUGUACAAAUGGGUUAAGGCGACCGCGGAACGAUAUUUGGAUCCUUAUAUGCUUCAUCCGCUUCCGAUAGGUGACCAGAUUCUCAUAUGGCAGCCAACAUUCUCUAGACACGUUAGCGAUGGCAUCGCCAGUUUGGAGGCUCUCGGAGAAUCCACAAAUGGCAAGAAAUCGGAAAAGUACAUUCUAUGGAGAGCAAUUUGGUUGACUUUUUGGAAGAGGAUCCUCAUUAUUCUUGUGGCAAUCAUCUGUAUGAACGCCAUCGGAAUGGGCGCGGCAAUUUCUCUCCAUUAUUUGCUUGAUCUUUUUUCAGGUGGAGAAUUUGAACUCUCAACGUUCGGGGGAUUGACUGUUUCUAUAAUAUCAAUUGAGCUUUUCAAGGAGAUUUGUAUGGACCACAUAGACUAUCAUGUACGGAGGCUAGCGAUUGUCAUUGACUCUUGCCUUCGUGUCACAAUUUUCCAGCAUGGUUUAUGCUACAGAAGAAGUCAAUUUGGAAACUUCCAGUCCAAGGAAGGAGCCUGCAAGAGCAUCAUACACAAUUGCUCUGGAGAAGACAAAUGCACAGACAAUCCACUUCUCUGCCCAGCAAGGCGUUAUAAAAACAAUGAGGUCACACCAAAGAUAUACAGUCUGAUUUUAAAUGACUCAUACUUUAUUCCACUUUUUGUAGAGUGUCUCACAGGCUUGAUUGAUUUUUUGACUGCAUUCACAUACGGACUCAUUUUGAUCAGCCAGCAGUUUCACAUGAAGGCACUCACUAUCCUCAUAAUUUCACUCUCUCUAGUGGUAUGUAUGGUUAUAGUAGAACUUGUAAAUGGCCUUUUAAUGAAGGGAUAUUUGGGCAUUAGGGAUCACAGAAUCACAAAAUCAUUUGAAGUGGUUUCUAGUUUGCCCCUGAUUAAUAAGAUGUUUCUUGAUGAUGUUUCUCACAACACAGUUACAGAGGCUAGGAAUGAUGAAUUGCGCUUCAUUGUUAUUCGUUUCUUCCUCUCGAUCCUGAACAAGGUUAUAAUUACCUCUAUUAUUUGUGUGGACAUUAUUUUUCUAAUUAAAGAUUUCGUUCAAGGUAUGAGUACAUGUCCAAGUGUUGAUAAACUGGAUCCUUCUGGACUGCUUGCAUCAAUUUUCGUCCUUUUGAAGAUACUAGGCCCCUUAUACCUGAUACCUCUAAAGCUAAGGCUACUUAUAUUCUCUCUUACAUCAUUAAAGAGGGUAGAAGCCUUCCUUAGAACUUGUUCACCAAACUUUUAUCUUCCGGAUAACAAGUUUACUGGGGAUAUUCCUCUGCCAGAGGUUAAUCCAGGCAAGGAUAAGACGUUACCAAAGGGUCUAGUUGUAAUGUUCAAGAAGGCCUCCUUUGCAUGGAUCAACAGUAGAAAGGAUCUUCUAGACAACACGGGUACUACUUGUCUUAGGAACCUUGACUUUGUCCUCAACUCUGGUGACCUUGCCAUCAUUACCGGUGCUCAAGGUUCUGGAAAGACCAACUUUGUCAAGGCUAUUCUUGGUGACAUGACUCUUGUUGAAGGAUCAAUGGCUGUGUUGCCUCUAUCUACCAACAUGCCAAUAUUCUAUGCCUCUCAGGAUGUAUGGCUACAAAAGGGUACCAUCAGAUCUAACAUUACAUUUGGUCACAGAUUUGAUGAGGAGCUUUACAAGACAGUCAUAAAAGCAGUUGAACUUGAGCAUGACAUAUCCACUUGGGAAGGAGGUGACCUGCGUAAGAUUUCUGAACAUGGUUACUCUCUCAGUGGAGGUCAGAGAGUAAGAGUUGGACUUGCCCGUGCCAUUUACGCCUACCUCAUCUUCAGUACGACUAAUAGGGAAGAUAACAAUUCAAAGUGUUCAUUCUUGGUAGUCCUUGAUGACUCAUUUACUGGCCUUGACCCAUUUGUAGCCAAGACUAUCUUUAGGAAUCUCUUUAAUGCUCAUGACGGAUUAUUGAAAAAUAAUGAUGUGGCCACAGUACUGACUAUCUCAAGGAAUAUGUUGGAUGUUUGUGUAUCAUCCGAGUCAUCGGAGUCUUUCCCAGAUGCUCCGAUAUAUUUUCUGGAGAACAAGGGUCUUGUGCAGAGCAAUAAGCUUAAAUCCCUAAUAGAGCACGAAGUUGGCCAUAUUGAUAUUUCUCUUUUAUCUAAUACUAGGGCCUUACUUCCAUUUAUGUCCAACGAGGUUCGUAAGUUGUGUAGUUCGGAUGAUUAUACUCGUGAUGGACGAAGGAGGUCAACGGAAUCUAGAUACUCUGAUUCGCCAACAGUUGAUGACUUGUAUGCUAGAAUAAACCUUAAAAGCGAUGAAAGGAAGGGAUUCAAGCCAUAUAGGGUAUAUCUUCGUGCAGCAGGCUGGCCCAUUUUGUUAUUUCUUCUAAUCACCAUCAUUUUUUCAACAUUGGACAACACAAAAUUUAUCAUCACUUCAAAGAUAUCCGAUAUAAUUGUUGACUACAAAAAAACAAAUGGCGGUAAUGAUGAUUUUGCGUUUUCUGAUCUUGAAGACUAUUGCAUUAGUGCCAUGAAAUGGAUCAUUAUUCUUUCAGCAUCCGUUAUGGCUGGAACCCUCCUUCGUGCAAUUCUUAUGACAAUGGCAUCUUUUAAUGUUUCACGAAAAAUUCACGAAUAUUGUGUUAACUCAGUUUUUGUAAAUAGCUCGGUUGUUGUAAAGAUAAAAAGAUCAAUAGGUGGUAUUAUCACAUUUUUGUCCAUUGAUACUUUCCUUAUUGACAACUUUCUGAGCUGCUUUAUACACGACACGUCUGUACUUUCGAUAGAAAUGAUUGUACAUUUAAUUACACUACUCUUUUUGGUACCAUGGGCUACUCCACUUGCUGUAUUACUUGGUUUGAUCAUUCUUCGGUUCAUCGUAUACUACUACAUAAAAUCCUGUAGAAAUGUUUUCCAUGCACGUUUGGAGACAUUUAAUCAAAUAAAUACGACUAUUGAAACAGCUAUAUCGGGAUCAUCUGUGUUUCGUAGUUUCAAGAAGGAGUGGGAAUUGGCAAAUACUAUGGUUGAACAUGUGGACUAUAAUCUUCGUUGUGAUUAUUUGACAUACUCUGGCAUGACUUGGAGUUCUAUUUCAUCCAGAUGUUUGUUUUCUCCAUUGGCCAUAUUUAUUCUUGUCUUCCCUCUUGUUAUCUCACGGUACUAUGGAACAGAAGUACAAGUUGGAUAUUAUGCUAUGGCAUACUCAAUAUUUUUAAGUUUCAGUGGCGCAUUUGCCAAUUUUAUAAAAAUUUACUGUCUCCUCGAGUUUUGUUUGGUUCCGAUGAGGAGAUUUGAGAAUUUUGUCCCUCCGGAUACUAGGGUAAAGUUUCAAAAGAAGAGGAACAUUCACCAGACGGAUUUUGUUGUAGAUCGGUCCGAAGAAUUUGAAAAUAUAUUUAAUUAUGAUAUAAAGGGAAAACUCCGCGUAAGGCGUAGUAAAGAGUAUUUAUUGAGGAGGAAGAGUCCCAUGGGCCUCAAGAUGCUUUUCCAUAACCAUAAGGUUAAUAUAUUUGAUGUGUCCCAGUACACUACCCCGGGACACAACAGGAUAAAGUUGGAUAAUGUAAGUGUUUAUACACAUUCUCGCAAGGAUGGAACGCAAUUCCCUAUUUUAAAGAAUGUCACAUGCUCGGCUGAUGCCUCGGACAUUAUUGGUAUCAUCGGCAGAACUGGUGCAGGAAAGUCUACCCUAUUGUCAGUGCUCCAGAACCUGGCGGAGAAUAGAGAUGGUUCUGUUCUCCUAGACGGUUGUGAUUUGAAUGAUAUGCCAAAGAGCAUGACUAGACAGAUCAUUGGAGUACUACCUCAACUACCAUUUGUAUUCAGAGGAUGGACUGUUCGCAGAUUUGUUGACCCAAGAAUGUUAUUUGAUGAUAUCGAUAUUGAAAUGGCUUUGGAAAAUUGUGGCUUGCUAAAGUUUGUCGAGAAUCUUCCAGGUGACAGGGGUCUCGAUACAGUCAUUUUGCCUGACCACUACCACAAGGAUAUGCCAAAAUACUGCAAGAGAGUGUACUAUGGGCCUAGUUUAAGACCGCAUAGAUCGUCUUCAGAUAGUGUUAACAUUGACCAUGGAGCAGUCCUGUCAAACUCGCAGUUGCGUAUGCUAUCAGUGGCAAGACUAGUACUGUACAGAGAAUUUUACAAGAUACUCCUGAUAGAUGAACCUCCAGAGGACGAGGUCGGAACAUUCAAGACGGUUGAUAUUCCAAUUUAUGAAAUUCUAAGGGCGCACUUCCAACACUGCGCAACCUUCAUUGCGGCUCAUGAUGCAAGUGUGCUACGUCCCUGCACCUCAGUUUGGGUUCUUCACAAGGGUUCCCUGAUUAGAACAUGCAAAGCCGAGGACACAGCCGACAGUGAUUCACUGUCAAAGAUUAUAGAGGAUUGUAUUUUACACAACACACUUCACGCAGUCUAA
Molecule: messenger RNA, 4557 nt
Organism: Theileria equi strain WA
Lineage: Eukaryota; Apicomplexa; Aconoidasida; Piroplasmida; Theileriidae
Product: ABC transporter, ATP-binding protein domain containing protein
Exons: 1
Coding region: 1-4557 (1518 amino acids)
Biological process (GO): transmembrane transport
Cellular component (GO): membrane
Molecular function (GO): ABC-type transporter activity; ATP binding; ATP hydrolysis activity
Source: RefSeq, a predicted model, not a curated record